This is a messenger RNA of Lepus europaeus (European hare), 4839 nucleotides long. RefSeq names its product protein kinase AMP-activated catalytic subunit alpha 1 (gene PRKAA1). Gene Ontology annotation, biological process: intracellular signal transduction; protein phosphorylation. The record is from RefSeq and is a predicted model, not a curated record. Bases 158 to 1405 code for a protein of 415 amino acids. Gene Ontology annotation, molecular function: AMP-activated protein kinase activity; ATP binding. The transcript has 7 exons. Gene Ontology annotation, cellular component: cytoplasm. Lineage: Eukaryota; Metazoa; Chordata; Mammalia; Lagomorpha; Leporidae.
AGAAAAUUCGAAGCCUGGAUGUGGUAGGAAAAAUCCGCAGAGAAAUUCAGAACCUCAAGCUUUUCAGGCAUCCUCAUAUAAUUAAAUUCUGGAUGAAAAAGAAAGUCGACGUUUGUUUCAACAAAUCCUUUCUGGGGUGGAUUAUUGUCACAGGCAUAUGGUGGUCCAUAGAGAUUUGAAACCUGAAAAUGUCCUGCUUGAUGCACACAUGAAUGCAAAGAUAGCUGAUUUUGGUCUUUCAAACAUGAUGUCAGAUGGUGAAUUUUUAAGAACAAGUUGUGGCUCACCCAACUAUGCUGCACCAGAAGUAAUUUCUGGAAGAUUGUAUGCAGGCCCAGAAGUAGACAUAUGGAGCAGUGGUGUUAUUCUCUAUGCUUUAUUAUGUGGAACUCUUCCAUUUGAUGAUGAUCAUGUGCCAACUCUUUUUAAGAAGAUAUGUGAUGGGAUCUUUUAUACCCCUCAGUAUUUAAAUUCUUCGGUGAUUAGCCUUCUGAAACAUAUGCUGCAGGUGGAUCCCAUGAAGAGGGCCACCAUCAAAGAUAUCAGGGAACAUGAAUGGUUUAAACAAGACCUUCCAAAAUAUCUCUUUCCUGAGGAUCCGUCAUAUAGUUCAACCAUGAUUGAUGAUGAAGCCUUAAAAGAAGUCUGUGAAAAGUUUGAAUGCUCAGAAGAAGAGGUUCUCAGCUGCCUUUAUAACAGAAAUCAUCAGGACCCGCUGGCAGUUGCGUACCACCUCAUAAUAGAUAACAGGAGAAUAAUGAAUGAAGCCAAAGAUUUCUACUUGGCAACAAGCCCACCUGAUUCUUUUCUUGAUGAUCAUCAUUUAACUCGGCCCCAUCCUGAAAGAGUACCAUUUUUGGUUGCUGAAACGCCAAGGGCACGCCAUACCCUUGAUGAAUUAAAUCCACAGAAAUCCAAACACCAAGGUGUAAGGAAAGCAAAAUGGCAUUUGGGAAUUAGAAGUCAAAGUCGACCAAAUGAUAUCAUGGCAGAAGUAUGUAGAGCAAUUAAACAAUUAGAUUAUGAAUGGAAGGUUGUCAACCCCUAUUAUUUGCGUGUGCGAAGAAAGAAUCCCGUGACUAGCACAUAUUCCAAAAUGAGUCUACAGUUAUACCAAGUGGAUAGUAGAACUUACUUACUCGAUUUCCGUAGUAUUGAUGAUGAAAUUACAGAAGCCAAAUCAGGGACAGCUACUCCACAGAGAUCGGGAUCAAUUAGCAACUAUCGAUCUUGCCAACGGAAUGAUUCAGAUGCUGAGGCUCAAGGAAAAUCCUCAGAAGUUUCUCUUACCUCAUCUGUGACCUCACUUGACUCUUCUCCUGUUGACUUAACUCCAAGACCUGGGAGUCACACAAUAGAGUUUUUUGAGAUGUGUGCAAAUCUAAUCAAAAUACUUGCACAGUGAAUCUAAAACUUUGCUUAUUUCUUUGAUAGCAAUAAGCAUGCAUAAUAAAUAACAGCCAAAUGCUUCCAUUUGCAAUCAAGUAAUACAUAAUUCUGAGGAUUAGCCUUUUAGAAUGCAAUUUGCACAGGGAUUGGAACAUGAUUAAUAGUUUAAAGCCUAAUGUGCAGAAAUGAAUUAAGAUAAUUUUGUUGUUUAUUGUUCGUUAGGCAUCUAGCAUAAUAUACACACAAUGAAUUAUAGGUCUCUCAGGCUCACUUGAUUUUUUGCUAUUUUAUAUUUAGUGUACACAGGGCUUUGCAGAAUAUUAAUUUACCACAAAGGCCUUCAUGUGUAAUUACAUGUUUAUAUGUUAUAUUUGCUUCAUAAGUUCAUUCAAUAAAUAUUUGCCUAAAUUCCCAGAGACCAUUAUAGGUGAUUUUGUUUAAUGAGCCUAAUUUCUUAAAUAGCUAGUAUCUUCCAGUAAGUAGUAACAAUCUGGAUAACUUCUUCCAUAUUUACCUUUUAAAAUUCUGUACUAUGUCAUAAGUCAUAUCAGAUAUUAGACUCAAUUAAAAUUUUUUCUUUAGCUUGGUAAGUACAAAAUUACAAAGAAUUUAUAUGUUCAGGUACUCUAGGCACUAUGUUUAAUCUUACAGUUUGCCCUGCUAUAUUCUGUAUAUAAAGUGCUCUUUUUCUUUCAAGAGCUGGGUUGCAUAUACUGUAAAUAAAUAAUGUUGUUUUUGCCAAUUUCACAAAUUCCUCUGGCUCAUUAUGUCAGCCAGUAUUGAAUGUAUGCAAAAAUUUCUAGCCAUUUGAUUAUGUAGCUUUUAAACUGAAUGCAUAGAAAAAUUAUUUCUCAUAAACUUUUAAAUAUUUUGAUCUGGCUUUUGUCCCCCAAUUUUAAUAUGACCAUUUAAAAAAAUAGAAGCUGGAAGACUGUAGGGUGAUCACAUUUGUAUCUGCCACUUAAAUUGAACAGUUAUUAAUGUUUUGCCAUAUUUGCUUUCUUUAUAGCUAUAUGAGAAGGCUUCAGAAAGUUUAUGGAAAAAGGGAAUUAGAGAAUGUGAGUUUUGCAUGAACUUUUUGAAGCUCCCUCGUAUAUGUAUAAUAACAAAUAGGUAUGCAAAUCCAUGUGUGUAUUUAUAUACUUUUUUUACCCUGAAUCUUUGGGAUGUUACACAUUUAUCACUUCUAAAUACUUCAAGCAUCUCCUAAAAAUAAUGACAUUUUACUAAAAAUCCAUAAAACCAUUAAACUUAGUAAUUACUUACUGUCAUCUAAAACUCAACCCAUAUUUAUAUUUCCCCAUUAGCCUUCCAGAUUUCUUUUAUAGCUCGGUAUUUCAAGCCAGCGUCCAGCUAGUUUACACAUUGCAUUUGGUUAUAGCUGUUUAGUAAUAUAGAACAUUAGUUGAUACAAAGUAGAACAAAUCAGUUCUAAAUGGUCACAUUUGUUUUAGGUUUUUAAAAAUUUCUUUGAGAGGCAGGGACAGGAAGGCAGAGAAUUUCCAUCUAUGGGUUCAGUCUUCAAAUGCCCUCAGUAGUGGGGUUGGGUCAGGUGGAACCAGGAAUUUAGUGUUUGUCCUCCCACAUGGGUGCCAGGGAACCAACUAUUUGAGCUAUCACCCUCUGCCUCCCAGGUUCUUUAUUAGCAGAAAAAUGGAAAAGGAGCAGAGUGGGGAUUUGAACUCAAGCACUCAGAUAUGGGACAUGGGUGUCAACCACUAGGCUAGAUGCCUGCCUCAGUUUUUUUUUUUAAAUUAGCAUUAUGCUGUCUAUGUUUAUUCUUCCUAAGAUCUAUGAUUUACAUUUAUAUUUUCUCUUGUUCACUUAGUUUAUAGCAUCAUAUAACAGGUAUAAAUGAUGACUAAAAGUUGCCUCAGAUAAAACUGGUAUCAUGUAUAUGCUAAUAAAAAUGUAUAUUUACCCGUAUUUGCCUUAUAUUAUUAUUUAAACUUCAAGAAAUUUAUUCCUUUUGAUAUUUAUCAUUUCCCCAUUGUAACAGAACUUUUUAAAGAAUCAUUGCAUUUUAGGAUUUCUUCUGGGCAAGUAACCAGAUACUAAUGUACUCAAAUAUCAUGUAACUUGUAUAAGUGGUUAUUGAAGUUAUAAAUUUGACUCCAACAUCUCUAAAAUCAUGCACUGAGUUCAUAAGAGUAUUCUUGCUUCUUUUUCUUCAGGGCUUGUUGUAUUCGAUUUUGAAUUUGAAGUUAGUUAAACUGAAAGAAGUUCCAUUUAAAUAUGAGUUCAAAAAUGUAUUUAUGACUUGUUUGUAGUUCUCUGUUUUGGGGAUAUUGAUAUCACUUAGGCUCUCAAAAUGCAGCAUUAUGUUCCUGAUAUUAACAACAGAAGACUGUAUUUUUAAAGUUACAGAAUUGUAUAUAGAACUAAGUAAUGUCUCUGUAAGCUGUUGUGGGGAGGGUGGGUAUAUAAAGAGGAAUGAGUUAAAUAGGAACUUCUAAAAAUUGUUAAUUUUGUAAACUUUGCUUCUUUUAUAAGUUAUUGUGAUUACUUUUAGUUACUGAGUUUUAUUUUGAAUAUUUAAAUAUUGCACUUGUACAAAUAGUAUAAAAAAUGCACAGACUAUUGCAGUAAAUUCUUUUUUAAGCUAGGAUAUUUGAAAUGACAAUGUUUGGUUAAGUGUGUCAAGAUUGAAAUAGAAUUUUCACAAAUUUAUUGUAGUUUGCAAAUUCUUACUAAUUUUGAAGAUGUAAAGGGAGUCAAUGCAGAUGAUUUUUAAUCUUUUUUAUUUUUUCAGGCAAUUUAUAUUUUUUGUGAUUUUAUGCAACCAUAUUUUUACUUUGUCUUGACAACUGAAAGAUGUAUGAGGUUCUUGCCAGAAAUGUACUGUAUACAUAGUUUUAAAUAUAACAGAUUUUACUGAUAUGUAAAAAUUUUGCCAUUAAAAUUGAUUUCUCACUGAAAGGAACUUUUCUACCAGGUUGGGGCAUAUGGGAGCUUAUAUAUCAUAUCUAAUUUAAAAUAAUUUCACUGAAACAAAUUCCAUUGCUUUUAUGUUGAUUAUAUUAUUUUCUUAAGAUGCUUUUAUACUUUUUCAGAGUUUUAGAUAAUUUUAUACAAAAUUCUUCCCGCCCGCCCUUACACUGCUCUUUUUGAUCUUGCAGUAAUACCAUUUGCACUGAUUAAUGCUCUGUGGCCUGUGGCUAGAUGAACCCCAUGCAUCUAUGUUCUCACUAGCCCCUUUGGAAUGGAAAAAAAAAAAAAGUGUGUUGUCUAAAUCUUUUUUUCCUUAACUCCUUCCGCCAUCUUCCCAACCACAACAGAAAUCUCAUUUUCAUUGUGAGUUCUGACAGGAUGAAUGAAGUUCCAUAUUCAACAUAACUAAACUGUAAGAAGGGUAGAAAUCAAUCUUUGUGGUUUAUGUUUUGAUUGGAGUAUACAAUUUCAAGUACCUUGACUUAGAUGGUAUAAUAAAGAUGAACUUCAUUUUUCAUC